Molecule: messenger RNA, 2125 nt
Organism: Melospiza georgiana
Lineage: Eukaryota; Metazoa; Chordata; Aves; Passeriformes; Passerellidae
Gene: EPOP
Product: elongin BC and polycomb repressive complex 2 associated protein
Exons: 1
Coding region: 1-1977 (658 amino acids)
Source: RefSeq, a predicted model, not a curated record
AUGUUCCUGACCUGCGAGGGGACCUUGGGGAUCGUUCCGGCCACCAUGGACUACAACGUGCAAGCCCGGCCGGGCCAUUUCCACGCUGGCUACCAACAGAUCGAAGGCAUCAACUUGGGCUACUUACAGAUCAACGGCACUCAGAUGUUCGCGCUGGCCCAGGUGCUCAGCGACCUGUUCAAGGACAUUCCCAGGACCACCAUCAGCAAGAAGAUGGAAACCUUAAAGAUCAAGAGCCGCCGCUGCGACCUGGCCGAGCUGCGGACCCUCAAGGCCAUCAACUCGGUGCCCACGCGCGCCGUGAAGUGCUCGCUCAUCUCCAAGGCGGACCUGGAGGCUCUCUGCACCUCCUGCAAGAGCCUCCGCCGGAGGAAGAGGAGGAGGAAGAGCAGGAGAAGGGAGCAGCUGCUGCUGCCGGGCCCCGGGGAGUUCUUCCCCUGCCCGCGGCCCCCGCCCUGCCGAGCCGGCGGCUGCUGCGGUGCCCCCGGCCGGGCCGGGCCGCCCCCCGGCCCGCAGCAGCUCCAGCCCGCCCGGGGGGGGCUCUUUGGGGGGGUCCUGGCCGGCUCCCCCCGGGACCUGGCGCUGCUGGGCCCCGCGGCCGUGCAGCCCUGCGCGCUCCCGGUGCCCGCGGGCCGGCACCGGCGGGGCCCGGGCUGGCCCCGGGGGCUGCUCCCGCACGGAGCGGGGCCCGCGGCCGCCAGGAAGGGCCGGUGCCGCGGCUUCCCCGCCUCCAAGCGCCAGGGAACGUCCGCCGGCUACUCCAGCGACUCGGACUCCAGCCUGGACCUCGCCGCGUCCAGCCCCGCCACCUCCAGCGACUCCUCGGAGGAGGAGGAGGAGGAAGAGGAGGAGGAGGAGGAGGAGGAGGAAGGGGACAGCUCGUGCAGCAGCGAGGAGGGCAGCUCCUCGGAGUCCGAGAGCAGCUCGCUGUGCAGCGGGGACUCGGUGCAGAGCACGCGGUACCGGCAGGCGGCCCUGCCCCGCUUCCAGCCCCCCCGGGAGCCGCUCGGGGAGGAGCGGCCGGCGGAGCCCCCCUCGAGCAAAGCGCUGCGCCCCGACCCCGAGCUCCUCUUCCUCUCGCAGCACCUCUGGGCCCGCACCCUGCGAGCGUCAACUUUGGAAAGUUUGAGCGCGGCCGCAGGGCCGGGGGCUCAGCCGGGGCUCUACGCGAGGCACGAGGCCUCCCCUGCCUCCUCCUCCUCCUCUUCCUCCUCCUCCUCCUCGUCGCCUCCUCCCUCCCCGAGCAGCAGCAGCACCCGCACCCCCGGGGGGGCCCCGCCACAAAAGGAGCGCGGCUUUGGGGACGCCGGAGGGAAGGAUUUGCACAAAGAUGCCUCGAACAAAAGCUCCUCGUUAGAGCGGCCCGGCGGAGCCUCCCCGGGGCCGGCGCCUUCCCCCGAACCGGCCCCGGAGCUGCGGGCGAGCCCCGCUGCCCUCGGCGAGCCCCGGCCGGAGCAUUUCGACCGCUUGAUCCGCCAGUCCAAGCUGUGGUGCUACGCCAAGGGAUUCAACGUGGACGGGAAAAGUUUGCGGCACGGCCGGGGCAGCCCGGAGCCCUGGAGGGGAGCGGAGCUGCGCUUCCAGCCCCGCGGAGGAACCGAGAGCCCCGCGGCGCUGCGGGGCCGCCAGGACGGCAACGCCAAACGGCGGCGCCUGGCCAGGGUCAGCGAGAGGCAGCGCGGCCCCUCCAAAGCCAGGCCGCCAAAAACUCCCCGGAGGAAUUCCAGGAAGGGAAACGCUCCCUGCAAAGCCAGCCCGCCUCGGAAUUCCUUCAGCCUGAUGGGCAACUUCCCCUGCACGCCCUCGCUGGUGGUGGGCGAGGACGGGGACCUGUGCCCGGCCUCGUCGCUGGGUGGCAAAAACUCCUGGGCGCUGUCCAAGACGCACCCGCUGUGGCGGUGGCACCUGGGGGGCAGCGCCAUCCCCGUGCCCCCCAGCCUCAAAUUCCGCGGCUGCGCCAGCCUGGAGGAUCCCUGAGCAGCGCAGGAAAAACCCCAGGAUUGCGGGAGGUGCCCGGGAUGGGAGCGGGGUCAGCCCAGCCCCGCGUGGGGAAGGGGCUGCCCGGAGGAGCCGCGCGGGGAUUCGGGGCUGAUUUGGGGCGAUUUGGAGCUGAUUUUGGCUCUGA